AGCUGGGGGCCAAAUUGGCCGAGGCGUGCUCGCUUUCCGGGCCGGCGCGGAGGGAGUCGGAAGAUUCCUGGCCUAUUUUCUGAAACUCAGCCUUGGGGAAGGGACGAAGCAAGAUCUCAUCCUGACGGUGCACCAUACUCUUGCCUUAUUCCCACUCCGGCGACCCCGGAGGCGGAAGCUACGGACGCGGAAGUGACCUGCUGUUGCCGAGGGGCCGGGCAGAUGCCAACAUGGCAGCGGUUGGGGUUAGCGGUGCCAGCGCAGCAGCCGGACCGGGGGCGGUCUCUGCGGGGUCGUUGGCAUCUGGAACCGCGAGUGCCGCCCACAGACGCCUCAAGUACAUAUCCCUAGCUGUGCUGGUGGUCCAGAACGCCUCCCUCAUCCUCAGCAUCCGCUACGCCCGCACGUUGCCCGGGGACCGUUUCUUUGCCACCACUGCGGUGGUCAUGGCGGAAGUGCUCAAGGGCCUCACCUGCCUGCUGCUGCUCUUCGCACAGAAGAGGGGUAAUGUGAAGCACCUGAUUCUCUUCCUCCACGAGGCCGUCCUGGUGCAGUACGUGGACACGCUCAAGCUAGCGGUCCCCUCCCUCAUCUACACUCUGCAGAAUAACCUCCAGUACGUUGCCAUCUCCAACCUCCCAGCAGCCACCUUCCAGGUGACGUACCAGCUGAAGAUCCUGACUACGGCGCUGUUCUCAGUGCUCAUGCUGAACCGCAGCCUCUCCCGGCUGCAGUGGGCCUCCCUGCUGCUCCUCUUCACUGGUGUGGCCAUCGUCCAGGCACAACAGGCUGGUGGGGGCGGCCCACGGCCCCUGGAUCAGAACCCCGGGGCAGGCCUAGCAGCUGUUGUAGCCUCCUGUCUCUCCUCGGGCUUCGCAGGCGUCUACUUUGAGAAGAUCCUCAAAGGCAGCUCAGGAUCUGUGUGGUUGCGCAACCUGCAGCUGGGCCUUUUUGGCACAGCCCUGGGCCUGGUGGGGCUCUGGUGGGCUGAGGGCACUGCAGUGGCACGUUUUGGCUUCUUCUUUGGGUACACACCUGCUGUCUGGGGUGUGGUACUCAACCAGGCCUUUGGCGGGCUCCUGGUGGCUGUUGUUGUCAAGUACGCUGACAACAUCCUCAAGGGCUUUGCCACCUCCCUGUCCAUUGUGUUGUCCACUGUUGCCUCCAUUCGCCUCUUUGGCUUCCAACUGGACCCAUUAUUUGCCCUUGGCGCUGGAUUGGUCAUCGGUGCCGUCUACCUCUACAGCCUGCCCCGAGGUACAACCAAAGCCAUAGCUUCUGCCUCCUCCUCCUCCCCUUCUUCCUCGGCCUCCGGGCCCUGCAUUCACCAGCAGCCUCCAGGGCAGCCGCCACCACCACAGCUGUCUUCCCACCGCGGAGACCUCAUCACGGAGCCCUUUCUGCCCAAGUCAGUGCUGGUGAAGUGAGGACUGCCAGUGGUGGGGAGGCCAGGGAGGGGGACCGCGGUGGAGGGCAUCGGGCAUCUGCAGCACCCCAGUUACCCCCAGGGCCUGGCUCCACUGGGUUUGGAACACCUUGGUCUUUCCUCCCAGGUCGUUGAGACUUCCCAAGGGGUGCCAGGUGUCACGUGAACCCUUCCUGCUCGGCCGCACCCCUCUGCUGGAGGGGAUUUUAGAGCUGCUGCCUCUGCCCCACUGUCACGUUUUUGGAGGACAGGGUUGGGAGUGUUGUUCAAGGCCUUUUUUUAUCCUGUUCCCCUCUGCUGAAGGUGUCCUGGGGAGUCCCUCCCAGCUGUCCCUCUGCAGCUGUAAGGACAGACUGACAACGUGCAGCUCUAAGAUCUGUCCUGUGGGGUUCAAUUUCUCAUCAUUAGAGGCCUUCUCUCCCUUCCCCGGACCCCCAUCAGAAGCCCCUCUGGCCUUUAUGUGUGUGGCCUUCCCUGACCUUUGAGGGUCCAUGGAGCAGGCAAGAGGCAAAAGCUGAUUUUUCUAUCAGCCUAUCUUGUGACAGAGUACAGGAGGGCCACUUAUUUUGCAGCAGGCUCGGGAUUUCUGGUGUAAUGAGGCCAAUUAAGGAUGCAAGGUGUGGGAAAGCGGGGGGGGGGGGGGGGGGUCCUCUGGAAGUGGCCGAAUCCAUCUUGAGGACACUGUCAGUUGAUGGAAGCAGGGUCAUUUUCUGAUAUCCAGAGAGGACAAAGAAAGGCCACAGCCAUCCUCUGGGUACCCUCACUCCUUGGGGGAGGAGGACUUGGACUCCAUGCCCUGUGGAACCUGCUCCCGGCACUCCCCAAAGCUUAUUAACCCCUUAACCAUGUCCUGGGCCAGGGAGGGGAGGUGUGAGUGCACGCACGGAGAUCCCUGCCCCCCCUCCCCACCCCUGGGCUGGCUCCGCUAUUUGUAAAUAUGGCCAUUGGAUCUUUAUUUUUGAUUAAUUUGUCUGAUUUGUUUGUUUUCUAAGGAACUGUGAUGGAAAAAAAAUACCAGGCUACCCAAUGCCAAAUAAAGAUGUUGUAUUUAUUUA
Ochotona curzoniae (black-lipped pika) is the source of this 2481-nucleotide messenger RNA. It is a transcript of the gene SLC35A2, whose product is annotated as solute carrier family 35 member A2. Bases 231 to 1427 code for a protein of 398 amino acids. Lineage: Eukaryota; Metazoa; Chordata; Mammalia; Lagomorpha; Ochotonidae. The record is from RefSeq and is a predicted model, not a curated record. Gene Ontology annotation, cellular component: Golgi membrane. Gene Ontology annotation, biological process: pyrimidine nucleotide-sugar transmembrane transport. Gene Ontology annotation, molecular function: UDP-galactose transmembrane transporter activity. The transcript is spliced from 4 exons.